UUGUCAACUUUACGUGCAACAGUCAUUUAUCCAGUAGUACAUGCUGUCACUUUAUGCUGCGUAUCGUGCUUGCUCAAGAAGCGUACUAGGGAGAUCUCCUGGAAGAUUCAAGUAGUUUAGAAAGCGGAUUUCCGGCAGGAUGAAGCUCCUUGCGCUUUGUUCGUCAUGCCAUGGGUCUACGACAGCUCGCAUCCCCACGGCCGUGAUGGCGUUCCUUGCGUGCUUCAUGAGCUACUCCGUGCGGCUGUGCCUCAACCUGGCCAUCAUCGCCAUGGUGGUGCCAGGCGAGGGCUCUCACUCAGGGCCCGAGUGCGGCGCCGCCGACUGGGACAACUCCAGUACCAGCGCCAACACCAGCGCCAAAGUCGUCCCUGACUACGGCCCGCGGUACGAGUGGAGUGCGAGCGUACAGGGCCACGUGAAGGCGGCGUACGGCGUGGGCUACUUCAUAGCGCAUUUCCCCGCGGGCAUGCUGGCGGACGCAGUGGGCGCGCGGGCCAUCGUGUUCGCCGCCAUCCUGCUGCAGGGCAUGCUGACGGCGCUGGUGCCGCUCGCCAGCAGCGCGCACUGGGGCGUCGUCUACGUCCUGCGCCUCGUGGCUGGACUGGGCGGGGGGCUUGUGUACCCGGCGUUGCACACACUGGUGGCGCAGUGGGCGCCGCCCAAUGAGAAGGGCAAGUUCAUCUUCUCCCUCAUGGGAGGCACGUUCUCCGCCGUGGGCACGUGGCCUGUCGUGGGCGCCAUCAUCGACUCUCUAGGCUGGGAGGCCGCCUUCUACUACAUCGCCCUGACGUGCUGCGCGUGGUCGUUCGCGUGGCUGGCGUUGGUGUACGACUCACCGGCCGUGCACCCGUUCAUCUCGGAGAGCGAGCGCAGCUACAUCCUGACGGCGCAGAGCGGCUCCGUGCGCAGCACCAAGCGGCCUGUGCGGCUGCGCGCCGUCGCCACCAGCGUGCCUUUCAUCGCCCUGCUGGCCGCGCACUACGGCAACCUGUGGGGGCUGUUUCUGCUCACGACGGACACGCCGCUCUUCCUCAGCGAGGUGCUCGGCUUCAGCAUCAAGGAGAGCGGCUUCCUGGGCAGCUUGCCGUCGUUGGGCCGCUGCGUGAUGUCGCUGCUGUUCGGCGCAGUCGUGGACCACGUCACCAGCCGGGGGCUGUGGAAGAACAAGUCUCACAUGCGCAAGGCCUUCGUCUUCUUCUCGCACAUCGUGCCCGGCGCGCUGAUGCUGGGACUGGCGUUCGUGGGGUGCAAUGUGCCGGGAGCUAUAGCGCUACUAACGAUUGGCCUGUCCUUCAACGGCGCCUCCACCGUCACCAACCUCGUCAAUCACCACGACCUCGCACCCAACUAUGCAGGUUCCUUAUAUGGAUUUAUGAAUGGAUUUGGAGCAACGACUUUGUGGAUUGUUCCUUCAGUUACUGGAGCUAUACUUGAAAGUCACAACGGCCUUCAAGAAUGGAAAACAAUUUACCUGAUUGGAUCAGGCUUGUAUUUGGUCGCAGGCGUAAUCUUCAUUGCAUUUGGUUCUGCCGAAAUUCAAGAAUGGAACAACUCUGAUGAGGACUCGAAAGUUGAGAGUGAGAAGAAAAUGGAGUCUGCUCCACCGCACGAAGAUCCAGUGGUAACUCCGGAUCCCAUAAUUGCUUCUGAUGCCCAAGUUCAGGAGGCCAAAUGAGCCAUCAUUGCAAUUAAAGUUUUCAAAGUCAAUAAUCAGUAUUCCAACUUAAUGUUUCGUCAGUAUCUGGCUCGUUGAUUCUGACAAGAACAGGAGGCGGGUAUAUAAUCAUAAUCUCGAGAGUUUGAAACUACUAAUUUUAUUGUCGUUUCAUCGACAUGUCUGAAAUGAUGAAUUAACCUUCUUUCUGUUGAUAUUCAAAGUUUUAGGCAAUAUAUAUUUUUGAUCUCGUUCUGAUACAAAUGGCACUACGCAGUGCAAUUCUUAGAUGAUGUUGUCACCGAGUGAGGUAAAUAGGCUUCGAUGGUGUAAUCUGUAUAUUAAAUUGACAUCUGAACUAGUUGGUAAGAACAAUAUUUACUUGAUCAUGCAAUAAUUCUCACACAAAAUACUUAUAAUUGUUGCAAUUAUAUUUUUUAAUGUGCGAUAAAUUGCAUGCAUCGUUUUAUUUAUUUAAUUCAUGUACAUUUCAUAUUGAUCAUUUUGUGUCCUGUUUGAUACUGACUUCAACAUUGCGUAAUGACUUCCAUAUUAGUAUUUGAGAGAAAAGUAGGGUUUUUUUAAUUUUUUGUAAGGUUCAUUACAGAAAUGGUGUGCAAAUAUUUGUGUGAUGAUUGGUAGUUUCCGUUUGUAUAUUGCAGAGUGUAUGGACUUUCAUUCUAAUAAAAUUGAGUUAUUGUAAUGUAAUACACAUUUAUUUUUUUAUUAAUACUAGGUGUCUGCGUCAGUAAAAAUGCUGCUGAACUAAACC
Gryllus bimaculatus (two-spotted cricket) is the source of this 2429-nucleotide messenger RNA. Lineage: Eukaryota; Metazoa; Arthropoda; Insecta; Orthoptera; Gryllidae. The record is from the annotation of a GenBank genome assembly.